AUGGGUCUAUUUAGAUUCGUGUUAUUAAUAACUAUAGUGUCAGUUACAUGUAAACCUGUUGAUUUAAAUAUUGUUCAGACUGAAGAAUUCAAUGAGUUAGUACUUGAACCAGAAAGUAAAAAUGUGAUUAAUGUUACUGAAGGCACAUCAAAUGAAGUUACGAGUUUAGGUAUGCGGAAUCAGGUACGUCCUGGAAUGGAAGUAUUGAGCUAUGCUAUUGAAAUAAACGCUGAUGUUAAUGCUGGCUCGUUCAAUGGAAGAGCGAUCAUCCAAGUACGAUUUAGCGAUGAAAGUACAAGAGAAGAUGCAAUUAUAUUACACGUUGCUGAUUUGAAUAUAAACAGAGUGCAGUACGCCAUUAUGGGUGGCAGUAAUCUGGUUGAUGCUGACUACUCUACGGAUGAUGAUGACCAAAUAAUAGAAAUAGAACCUGGACAAAUUGCUUUACUAUACACACUAUACAUUGAAUAUUCUGGAUCUUUGGAUAGGGCUGGUAAAGGAUUGUACAGAGGAAGCUAUGGAGAUAAUAACUAUUUGGCAAUGAAUCUACAUCCAACAUACGCGAGACGUGUGUUUCCAUGCAUGGACGAGCCUACAGAAGCAUCUAUAAUCUCCUUCUCAUUUGAGGGUCUGGAUUACAAUCAUCUAACAUCAAACUCUAUGCUAGAAGAAAACAGCCAGACACAUUUUCGAGCAUUGGUAGGUCCACCACACCUUUGGGGUAUGAUUGCGCACAACUUUGUAACUGUGAACUUGCCGACUGCCAACGUUUUGCUAUUUUCAAGACCUGGAAUUUCUAGCCAAGAUUCACACGCCUCCGUAGCCAUAAACUCGUUCUUCAAUCAUUUAAAUGAAUGGACCCAAAAGCCUUACCUCGAAGUGAUAGAGAAUCAAGAUGGCCGAAUGAACAUAAUGGUGCUACCUGAUGUAUCCACAGACUGGAACUCACUCUCUACAGUCGGUAUUUGGGAACCGUAUGUGUUCAUGGAACAAAAUCAUGCAGUGAAACAGAGGGUGAUAGGUCUGACUAAAAUAGCAGAAGCUAUGUCGAGGCAAUGGUUCGGAUAUGUGAUCUAUCCGGAAAACUGGAGGUACGAAUGGGUCGUCGCAGGAUUCACCACAUACUCGGCGUAUGAAAUGAUGAGACUGUUCCAGGGCGACAACAUUGCCAAUGAUGUAAAUUGGCUAGACGUUAAUACAUUAUUCGUAACUGAAGUUAUACAAGAAAGUUUGCUACGCGAUGCCUACAUCAACUCCAAUCCAUUGGAACCUGCGGAUAAUCUUUUUGAUGAAGAUGCAAUAAGGGAUCAUGUAAAUGGACUCGUCAAGUUAAAGAGUGCUGCGGUCAUGAGAAUGAUCAGGCUUGUACUCGGUGACGCCGAUACCGACUUCAUUCAGAUAGCAGCGAGAGCACUCCUUAAUGUACGAUCUCUAGAAACUAUUAAUACAUUGAAAUUCAUAGAUGGAAUAAACAGUGAAUUAGUAAACAGUAAUGUUGGUGACUUUGAUGAAUAUUUAGAACCAUGGGUUGAAAGCAACGGGUAUCCUCUUCUACGAGUUGAAAGCACGUUUAGCGGAGUAUUGCUGCAUCAGACCCCAUUUGGUUUCACAAACAGAGAUUCUCCAAGCCGUCUGUUACCAAUAACCUACACAACGAGUAUAGAAAAGAACUUCGAUAACAUUCAUCCGCAGUUUAUGUUAGAUAUAAAUCAUAACUUAAACGUCUUCUUAGACGAGGAAGAUUGGAUUCUCUUCAAUAUUCAGGGGCAAGGAUAUUAUCGCGUUACUUACGACACGACGCUUUGGGAAAGGAUUAUUGAAGCUCUUGAUGAUCCUGACAGGAGGGCGGAAAUACAUCCUUUGAACCGUGCUACUCUUGUAGACGAUGCUCUUAACUUGGCCAGAGCUGGACAGCUGGGCUACGACAUAGCAUUUGCAGUAGUUCUGACUAUGGAACAUGAAACUGAAUAUGCCGUGUGGAAAGCUUUCGUCAGAAAUAUGAAUUUCUUGAAGAAACGAUUAGAAGCUUUCGUUUUUGACGAUGAAGAUUUAGAUCCUGAUAUUUAUUUGAGAAUGGUCCGGAGAACAAUACCAGCAGUUGAAAGAGAACUAACGUUCUACCCUGACACGCCAUCUACAAGUGAGUCAGCGAUGACCUUAUUGACUCGAGGUCUGGUGAUGGAUCACGCUUGUAGAGCUGGAUACAGACCUUGCAUCGCUGCAGCUGUCGACUGGUUCUAUGAUCCUAACAAUAACGAAGUCGUGAAUCCUAACAUCCCUCACGAAAUCAGACCAGCAGUAUACUGUACUAUGGUGAGAGAAGGUGGUGAUGAAGUCAUAGAAGCCCUAUAUAACAGGCUGGAAAUCGAACCGACCCAUUACGAGAGAGUCGUCAUUUUGGAGUCUCUAGGAUGCUCAAAUGAUCCCAAUUUUAUUAAUGGACUCCUCAUGCAAACUAUAGCAUCAAAUAGUCCCUACAGUGUAGAAGAACGAGUUAAGAUUUUCGCUGCAGUGGCAGAAAGCAGUUACACGAAUGCAGAUCUAGCUCGUGAUUUCAUGAGGUUGAGAGUCAAUGAAAUCAGAAACAUGUAUGGCGUAGAAAAACUUGAAGAGUUGAUAUUUGUCCUUGCGGAAAACAUGGCGGACAGAGAUUUAACUAGAGAAUUUGAAAUCUGGGUGCAGAGUUCGUUCAAUAACCUGGAGGACUCACAAAUGGCUGCUGAACGUGCACUGGAUUAUGUGCAAGAAAACCUUAACUGGGAAGACACAUAUAGAGAUGAUGUGUAUGAAUGGAUCGACGAGAACCAUGCGCCCACUCUUGUGCUAUCACUAGUAGCGCUCUGCGUGUCUAUCAUGGCGGCAAUAUUUAAUCAUUAA
Molecule: messenger RNA, 2877 nt
Organism: Spodoptera littoralis (African cotton leafworm)
Lineage: Eukaryota; Metazoa; Arthropoda; Insecta; Lepidoptera; Noctuidae
Source: the annotation of a GenBank genome assembly